AUGGCCUCAAGAAACAGGACAGAAGUGACUGAAUUCAUCUUAUUGGGCCUGUUCAAUUGGCCAGAGAUGCAACCAAUUAUUUUUGUAAUAGUUCUUGCCAUGUACCUGGUGGCAGUUAUUGGCAAUACCCUAUUAGUGAUUGUUGCCCACUCAGACACCAAGCUUCAGACACCCAUGUAUUUCCUUCUCAGUCAGCUUUCCUUUAUUGACAUAUUUCUGACAACCAUCACUGUGCCCCAAAUGCUGGUGCACACAAUGUCAGUGAAUCGAACCAUCUCCUUUAACCACUGCAUGGUCCAGUUGUUUUUCUUCAUGACUGUGGGCAGCAUGGAAGGCCACUUGCUGGCUGCCAUGGCCUAUGACCGUUAUGUUGCCCUCUGUGACCCUUUAAGAUACUCUGCCAUUGUUAGCCACCAGCUCUGUCUGCGUAUAACCUUAACCUCAUGGGUAAUUGUCAGCCUUAACAGUUUCCUUUAUAGUGUGCUGGUAACCCAUUUAACCUUCUGUGGCAACCAAGUCACCCACUUCUUCUGUGAUAUCACACCGCUGCUGCAGCUCUCCUUCACCCGACCAGUGGUCAAUGAAAUGCUAAUCUUCACAGAGGGUGUAGCUGUAGUGGUCAGCCCUUUCCUCUUCAUUUUGGGCUCCUAUGCCCGCAUUGGUGUUGCCAUAGCCCGCAUGCACUCUGUUGCUGCCCUGCGUAAAGCUUUGUCCACUUGUAGCUCUCACAUCCUGGUUGUGCUUCUCCUGUAUGGCUCUGUGAUCCGCAUGUACCUCCGGCCAUCCUCCAGCUAUGAUCUGGACCAGGACCGCCAGGUCGCUAUUUUCUACACAGUAGUUACUCCUAUGCUAAACCCACUUAUCUACAGCCUGAGGAACCAGGAGGUCAGGGGCGCUCUGCAGAGGCUUGGCAAGAAACUCUGCAUCUCAGGAAACUUCCAGCCUGGCUCCCAGGCAAACAGGAAAUGGCAGCACAUCUCCUGA
Molecule: messenger RNA, 984 nt
Organism: Orycteropus afer afer
Lineage: Eukaryota; Metazoa; Chordata; Mammalia; Tubulidentata; Orycteropodidae
Product: olfactory receptor 1361-like
Exons: 1
Coding region: 1-984 (327 amino acids)
Biological process (GO): G protein-coupled receptor signaling pathway
Cellular component (GO): membrane
Molecular function (GO): G protein-coupled receptor activity; olfactory receptor activity
Source: RefSeq, a predicted model, not a curated record